AUGUCAGCUGUGGAACACACCCAGGCGAUUGUGGAUUGUAGAGGCAGGCGGCAAUGGCAACAUGCCCUUGUACUUCUGCGCAAGCUGGGCACACACCUGGAGCCGAGCGUAGUGGCCUUCAAUGCCAGCAUCAGCGUCUGUGAGGCUGCGGGCCAGUGGCCGCAGACGGUGCUGCUGCUCGCGGCCUGCGAGGCUGACGUCAUCACCUGGAACUCGGCCAUCAGCGCGUGUGGGAAAUCUGCCGCCUGGCAGCAGGCGCUGCAGCUGCUGAAAAACGCCGCAGAGGAGGCAGACGUCAUCAGUUUCAACACGGCGGUGAGUGCUUGUGGCAGGGCAGCUAGAUGGCAGCAUGCCCUUGAGCUCUUUAAUGGCAUUGAUCCGCGCCUAGAGCUGGACGUCGUCAGCUUUAGCGCGGUGAUUUCUGCUUUGGAAAGAGCUGCCCAGUGGCAACGGGCCUUGAUUUGCAUGGAAAGGAUGGGCCAUGCGCGUGUGCAAGCGAAUGUGAUCACCUAUGGUGCAGCCAUGAGCGCCUGCGCGAAAGCGGCGGAGUGGCAGCACGCCUUGCACCUUUUGUCCAAACUUCAGGUGUCGCGCCUUGAGCCGAAUGUCAUCGUUUUCAGUGCAGCCGCCAGUGCCUGCCAGGUGCAGUGGCAGUGGGCGUUUCAGCUCCUGCACCGCGCGGCGCGGAUCACCGUGGAGCCCAACGUGGUGACCUUCAGCGCUAGCACCAGCGCCGCCAUCGGCGCCGCCUGGGCGUGGGCCUUGGCGCUCCUGGCGGCGGCCUCGGCGCGGCACGUGGAGGCCAGCACCGUGACGCUGGCCGCGGCCGUGGGGGCCGCUGAGGCGGGCGGCUGGCAACAUGCCGCCGCGGUGUUGGCGGAAGGCGCCGCAAGGCAGCUGGAGCCGGACCUCGUCGCCUGCACUGCUGCCAGCUCCGAGAGCCCGUGGACCAGGGCUGUGGCCUUGUUGGAUGGCAGGAUGGACUUGGUGGCGGGAAAUGCGGCAAUAAGCGCCAGUGAGUGGCAGUUGGCCCAAAGACUCUUGCGGGAACUUAGGGCUCUGCGUCCGUGCGCUGUGACCUAUGGCGCUGUUAUCAGUUCCUGUGCAGACAGAUGGCAGGUUUCCCUUCACUGGUUGGACCGAGCUGCAAGCCUCGAUGUGAUCAUGUACAACGCCGCCAUCAGCGCAUGCCCCUGGCAGAGCGCCUUCGUUUUGCUGCGCCACGUGGGCUUGCAGCCCAAUGCCAUCUCGUGGAGCGCAGUUGUGGCUGCUUGCCAAAAAUCCUCUGCCUGGGAGCAGGCCCUUCUGUUGCUGGAUGCGGGAGAGGUCAGCGCGGGGGCUUGCAGUGCAGCCAUCAGUGCUUGUGAGGCUGCCUCCCAGUGGCAGCGGGCCAUGUUGCUGUUCUCUGCUGCAGAGAUGCAGAGGCUUGAGUCUAAUCUGAUCAUUUGCAACGCUGCGCUUUCUGCUUGUCACCGGGGCGCGAGGUGGCAGCGGGCAAUCUCUAUUUUAAGUGGAUUCGAGUCAGGACAUCUCCCGGAUGCAGUCUCCUUCAGUGCAAGCAUCAGCGCUUGCGCAAAAGUUGCAGAGUGGCAGUGUGCUCUUUGCCUUGUCAAGUCUUGCCAAGCCGUCACUGCCGGUGUCUACAAUGCUGCCGUCACUGCCUGUGAAAGAGCUUCCAGAUGGCAAAGAGUCUUGGAACUUCUGCGUGACAUGGACGUCAUGCGAUUGCAAAUGACUGUGGUCACUUGCAAUGCCGCGGUUGCUGCUUGCAAGUCUCAUUGGCAGCAGAUUUUGUUGUUGCUGGCCCGCAUGGCUCAAAAGAGUGUGGGGCCAGACGUAACGACCUGCACAGCCACCAUCAGCGCAUGUGCGCAAUCUGCCCACUUGCGACAGGCUGUCCACAUGCUUAGUGGAGUUGAGAAGCUUGCGCGACUUCAACCUGGCUGA
Molecule: messenger RNA, 1947 nt
Organism: Effrenium voratum
Lineage: Eukaryota; Dinophyceae; Suessiales; Symbiodiniaceae
Source: the annotation of a GenBank genome assembly